Penicillium oxalicum is the source of this 1641-nucleotide messenger RNA. RefSeq lists its product as uncharacterized. Bases 1 to 1641 code for a protein of 546 amino acids. The record is from RefSeq and is a predicted model, not a curated record. The transcript has a single exon. NCBI's taxonomy places the organism in Eukaryota, Fungi, Ascomycota, Eurotiomycetes, Eurotiales, Aspergillaceae.
AUGGCUCCGUCCACUGAGAGUCCCGCCGACAUUCCAACGUUCGCGAAACCGCUCGCUCCUUACAUCAAAUCCCGCCAAGACGCUCUCCACAUUCGCCAGGCGUUGACAUCUUAUCUGUGCUCCUUCAUCGUCUGCGCUGACGGGACGGGCCAGUCUCCCGUCUCUCAUGACUUUCUUCCUCAGUGCACUCCAUCGGAGGCGGUCACGGAUCUCAAGCGCAUCCCGGCCAACCUGACGGGUCUUCGAAAGGACUACUUGACAGCCUUGCAAGCCAAUGUCGCUGCUCGAAAGAGCUUGAAACAGGCUUCGGACGACGUUGCGGCCCUGCGACGUCAAGCAGUUCCCACCAAACACUCAGACAAACCGGCGGACGUAGCGAGGCCCGCCGCCGGUCUACAGGACUACCUUCAGCUCCUGCGUGAGCGGCAACGACAGGCCAAGCUCUCUGAUUUUCAGAAAUAUUUGUACGAGCUGAAGACCAAGGAUGCGGGGUCUCUGGGGGAACCGGAUAUUGCGGAGACCGCCCAUCCUCUCAUGUCAUCCAUUUCGCACGCCGAUGAGGACGACACAAGUGCCAGGGGCCAGGCCGGAGAGCCUGUGACAGCGAGGGUCGAUGAUCUCGUAUAUGAGCUGGAGAGGGCGGUCGUUCGAGCUCGGAUGCAGCUGGACACUGAGAGGCGUCUCUUUGAGGAGGUUCAAUCGAGACACGCCUUAAGAAGCAGGGCUUCUGUGGAAGAGGUCGCCCCUGAAGUAAAAAUCAGGGCCUUGCAGCGCACACGGGACGAACUUGUCCAGUGGGUGGAAGAGCGCCUGGUCAGUGAGGGUGACCCGGACGAGGGUCUCAUCCCGGACCUCACGCCAGAAGAGCUGGAGGAGACCCAGAGACGGUUGGAACACCAAAGGUCACAGAUCAGCGAGCAGUACACGGCUUACCUACAGGCCCGCCAGAGUCUGCUAGAAGCCGCUUCACGUGCCUGUCAACCCGUGACUGUCGCUCGGGAGCCUCCUCAAUGCGCGGCGCCGCGAACUGAGAUGGUUCCCCCGUCGGUGCGAGGCCCAGAUCCGCUGGGGGUGCUGUCCUGGGCCACUGAUGCUCUCAUACCGCUUUCUCAGAGGCAAAGGGCGCUUGCCCUGCAACGAUCCUACGUGACUGGGCUUCUGGCCAAGGAGAGGUCGUCGACCCUCCGUGUGUUGCAUCGGCUCUCCGACGAGAGUCACCUUCUUCCCGAGUAUCCCAUGCCUGCUCGACAGCCACGCUCCAAGUAUGCAAGCGGGGCUCGCACUUUGGGUCAUUCUCCCCAGCCCGUGGACACCGCUCCCCCCGAUGAGAUCCUUGAAAUGGCCAGAGCGUGGGCCUUUGCCUCUGAGGCUGCGAUGAGCCACGAGCGAGAUUUUGUCCAGCAAAAGUUGAUCCUGGGAAACGAGGUCGCCCGAGAUGCGCGAACACUACUUGGUGAUGCAUAUUCUACGCUCAAUCAGGACAUGCCACAGGCUCUGGGCAACGGGUCUACAAAAUCCACAGAGCGUCUCAAAGGGCAAUUCUCUCGGCGUGCGGCAACUCAAUCGUCUCGUAUGUUGGAUACUCCGAACGAUCCGAACGGGCCCUGGUCGAGUCUCAAUGGACGCGUGGGAGAUGAGUAA